This is a messenger RNA of Serinus canaria (Common canary), 4804 nucleotides long. RefSeq names its product HECT and RLD domain containing E3 ubiquitin protein ligase 3 (gene HERC3). Bases 115 to 3267 code for a protein of 1050 amino acids. The transcript has 25 exons. Lineage: Eukaryota; Metazoa; Chordata; Aves; Passeriformes; Fringillidae. Gene Ontology annotation, molecular function: ubiquitin-protein transferase activity. The record is from RefSeq and is a predicted model, not a curated record.
GUCACUCCCGGCGGCGGCAGCGGGGCCGGGACUUCCUCGUCGCCGCGGCGGCAGCGGCGGGGCUGGCGGCGGUGAGUGCCGGGAAGGAUACAUGAUUUGCUGAAAAGAGAGAAAAUGCUAUGCUGGGGCUACUCGUCUUAUGGACAGCCUGGGAUAGGUAGCAACCUCCAGGUCAUCAUUCCUGAACCACAGGUGUAUGGGUUCAUCCAUGACAGAAAUGUCAAGGAGGUGGCAUGUGGAGGAAACCACUCUGUGUUCCUGUUGGAAGGUGGAGAGGUGUAUACCUGUGGCCUGAACACCAAAGGUCAACUGGGGCAUGACUGUGAAGGAAGCAAGCCAGAGCCGAUCGGGGCGCUGGCCGGGCAGCACAUCGUGCACGUGGCCUGUGGGGAGUCACACAGCGUGGCACUCAGCGACCAGGGCCAGCUCUUCUCCUGGGGCGCCGGCAGCGACGGGCAGCUGGGGCUCACCACCAUAGAGGAUGCAGUGACAGUGCCAAGGUUGAUAAAGAAAUUGAACCAACAGACCAUACUGCAGGUUUCCUGUGGAAAUUGGCAUUGCCUGGCUCUGGCAGCAGAUGGCCAGUUCUUCACGUGGGGGCAGAACAGCUACGGUCAGCUGGGCUUGGGCAAAGAAUGUCCCUCCCAAGCCAGUCCACAGCGAGUCAAGUCUCUAGAUGGGAUCCCUUUGGCUCAGGUUGCUGCAGGUGGAGCCCACAGUUUUGCCCUUUCUCUCUCAGGAGCUGUGUUUGGCUGGGGGAAGAACAGCUCAGGACAGCUGGGACUGAGUGAUGAACGAGACCGAGAGUCCCCGUGUCACGUGAAGCUGCUGCGCUCUCAGAAGGUUGUUUACAUCAGCUGUGGGGAGGAACACACUGCAGUCCUGACAAAGAGUGGAGGGGUGUUCACCUUCGGUGCAGGUUCCUGUGGGCAGCUGGGCCACGACUCCAUGAAUGAUGAGGUGAACCCCCGAAGAGUUCUUGAGCUCAUGGGCAGUGAAGUGUCCCAGAUUGCUUGUGGCAGACAUCACACUUUAGCCUUUGUGCCUUCUUCAGGAAUGAUCUAUGCAUUUGGCUGUGGAACAAGAGGCCAGCUGGGAACAGGGCACACUUGCAAUGUGAAGUGUCCCUCUCCUGUCAAGGGUCACUGGGCAGCUCACAAUGGGCAACUCUCAGGGAAACCUGAUGCCUGUAAAUACCACAUUGUUAAACAUAUCUUCUCUGGAGGAGACCAAACUUUUGUGCUUUGCUCCAAAUACGAGAAUUCCUUGCCUGCUGAUGAUUUCCGGACCAUAAAUGAAACACGUUACACCUGUUUAAUAAAUGAUGAAACUAUAGAUGUCUGGAGGCAAAAGCUUUUAGAAAAGAACAGUUCUAAUUCUGUCAAUAAUGUUGUUCAGAUACUGUCCUCAGCUGCCUGCUGGAAUGGAAGCUUCUUGGAAAAGAAAAUCGAUGAGCAUUUUAAAACCAGUCCAAAGAUCCCAGGGAUUGAUCUGAACUCCACGAGAGUGCUGUUUGAGAAGCUGAUGAACUCCCAGCACUCCAUUCUCCUAGAGCAGAUACUGAAGAGCUUUGAAAGCUUUUUGAUUCCUCAGCUGUCUAGCUCUCCACCAGAUGUUGAGGCAAUGAGGAUCUAUCUGAUUCUCCCAGAAUUCCCACCAUUCCAAGACUCCAAGUAUUACAUCUCUUUGACCCUUCCUCUAGCAAUGGCUAUUUUGCGCCUGGACACCAACCCCAGCAAAGUGCUUGAUAACUGGUGGUCUCAGGUGUGCCCACGAUACUUCCUCAGGCUCGUGGACCUCUACAAAGGUGCAGUGGUUUACCUCCUCAGUGGAAGGAAGACGCUGCUGAUCCCAGUCCUGUUCAGCAGCUACAUUACAGCUGCUCUCAGGCUUCUGGAGAAACUCCACAAGGUGAAUCAGAAGGUUAAACACGUGGAAUAUGAUAAGUUUUAUAUCCCUGAGAUUUCCAGCUUGGUGGACAUUCAGGAGGAUUAUCUCAUGUGGUUUUUGCACCAGGCUGGAAUGAAAGUAAGGCCGUCCAUCAUGCAGGAUGCUGUGACUCUCUGCUCUUACCCUUUCAUCUUUGAUGCUCAAGCUAAGACCAAGAUGUUACAGACAGAUGCAGAAUUACAGAUGCAGGUUGCAAUAAAUGGUGCAAAUUUGCAGAAUGUCUUCAUGCUUCUCACCCUGGAGCCUCUGCUGGCCAGAAGCCCUUUCCUGGUACUUCAUGUUCGCAGGAGUAACUUAGUUGGUGAUGCUUUAAGGGAGUUGAGCAUCCAUUCAGACAUUGACUUGAAAAAACCUCUCAAAGUCAUCUUUGAUGGUGAGGAAGCUGUUGAUGCUGGAGGAGUGACAAAGGAAUUUUUCCUCCUGUUGUUAAAAGAGCUACUCAACCCCAUCUAUGGCAUGUUCACUUACUACCCAGAGUCAAACCUGCUGUGGUUUUCAGACACGUGUUUUGUUGAACACAACUGGUUUCACUUGAUUGGCAUCAUAUGUGGUCUUGCAAUCUACAAUUUCACAGUGGUAGACCUUCACUUUCCCUUGGCUCUGUACAAAAAACUCUUGAACGUGAAGCCUUGCCUAGAGGAUUUGAAGGAGCUGUCCCCUACAGAAGGAAGGAGUCUCCAGCAACUUUUAGAUUACCCUGGGGAAGAUGUGGAGGAGACAUUCUGUUUGAAUUUUACAAUCUGCAGGGAAAGCUAUGGUGUGACAGAGCAGAAGAACCUGAUUGAAGAUGGAGAUAAAAUUCUGGUGCAGAAGGACAACAGGGAAGAAUUUGUCGAAGCCUACGUCAAUUACAUCUUCAACGUCUCCAUCCACGAGUGGUACACGGCCUUUUCUACUGGCUUCCUGAAAGUGUGUGGUGGGAAGGUACUGGAGCUCUUCCAGCCCACAGAGCUCAGGGCCAUGAUAGUUGGAAACAGUAACUACAACUGGGAGGAACUGGAGGAGAGCGCUGUCUAUAAGGGAGACUACACUGCCACACACCCAACUGUGAGAAUGUUCUGGGAGACCUUCCAUGAAUUUCCCUUGGAAAAGAAGAAGAAAUUUCUCUUAUUCCUGACGGGCAGCGACCGCAUCCCCAUCUACGGCAUGUCCAGCCUGCGCAUCAUCAUCCAGUCGACGCCCAGCGGGGAGCAGUACCUGCCCGUGGCUCACACCUGCUACAACCUGCUGGACCUGCCCAAGUACAGCAGCAAGGAGAUCCUCAGCGCCCGCCUCGUGCAGGCCAUCGACCACUACGAGGGCUUCAGCUUGGCCUGACCCCGCGGGGCCGGCGCGGACUCUUGGGUGCUGAGCAGCAGAACGAUGGGCUUGGGAUUUAUUUUUGUAAGGGAAUAGAUCUGAACUACAUUUUUUUUUUUUUUUGGGAGGGGGGUAAAUAUAAACAAUAAUAAUAGAGAUGAUGCAGUCUCAGCCUGAUGCUGCCAGCAUUUUUUGGGGCUUCAGCAGGGAGAGGCUCUUGCUUUGAAUUUUUUCAUCUGCUGAACAAAACCAGUUCAGUGGGCAUUUCUGUUGAUCCCCUCCAACUUGACAUCACUGCCCUCCUGGCAAUUCCUUGUAGUUUGCUUUUGUUGCCCCCAUACACACACACACUCUUACCUCUUAUUUUAGUUCAGUUGAAAUAUUUUGAUGUCCCUUGCAUUUAGGGUAUGGUGGAAAUAGGAUGAAAUAGUGAUCUCCUCUUCGAAAAGCUGUGAUUUCCCCCACACCCUUUUUUCCUCCUUUUUUUAAAUGCAAGCUGGUUCUUGCUUGCUUUGAAUAGAAAUAUCUCCUCUGCCCUUCAGACCUUGGUGGAUGGUACUGGGCUGGGAUGUCAUUUGUGACCCAGAGCGGUGCAUUAGUGAUGUUCCAUCUGUUUGCACCAGGAUGUCUCAUGGAAAAUAUAGUAGUUUACAGAGGUUGGCUUGUUUUUCCUCACUUGUAUUGAAAUUUGUUUUAAAGCUUCUCAAAGAAGCCUCAGAAUCCCUCUGGAGUGGGGUUUGUGUUCAGGCUUGUGGAAGGACAAACCCUGCCUAUCACAGCAGGUUUCUCUAAAUGCGGCCCUCUUUUUCCAUCCCAACAGCCCAGCUACUCCAAUACAAGGUGAGGUGGCUGCUUUUACUGCUGCCACCUUUGUCCAGAGGAGCUGUGUGCAUGGAUGUGUGAGUGCAGGGGUGUGUGAGUGUGAGAGAUGUGUGCAAUCUCUCCAGUCUCAUCAGGUCAGGUCAAAGAAAGGAGUAGAAGAUACACAUUUGAGUGAUAGCCCCCUGUCUGGAGAUUGGUUUGAUCUUUGCAAUUAGGCUUAUUACUUUGCUGUUUGAGAACAGCCCUCGCUCUUGGCAGCUGUUUUGCCAGGGGGCCUGAAGGACAUUCUGUAUGAAUUAGACUGAAAAUGUAGAAAAAUCUCUACCUAAAUCUAUGCUGUAUAAUUGGAGAGCUUUUGUCCUCUUUUCCUCAGUCUCACUGCCCCAUUAAGUGAAGUUUGAAUGAUUUUUCUCCUUUCUCCCUUGCCAUUUUUCAGAUCUUGGUGUAAAUCUCAUUUUAAGCCUAGGGUGGUUUUGACAUUGACUUGUUAUUAGGACAUAGUAUUUAUGCACCAUGUUCAAUUUACAGUAUUGAACUUUGCACCUCAUUACAAAAGGUUUUAGGCUUCUGGAUUGUUCUUUUUUUUAAAGACGAGCUGUGGGCUACAUUGAGAGCCCCCCAGCCUCUUUCUAAUGCAGCAUUGAAGACAAAUAUACAAUUAUAUCAAAUGUUUAUUUUCGAUGUGUGUGUACAUAGUACAGUAUUAUGCAAUAAAUUUGAUGUUUAAUUCUGA